AUGGACGAAGACUAAAUUUUUGAGACGAUUCCAGAUGGAUUUGAUUGGGGUAUCACAUUUUUUGCCGCUAAUUAUCAUUCUGUAGCCAUGUUUGCUUGGGACCAAGAUAAGAGCAGCAAAAAAUUAAUUAUAGAUGAUGAUUAGCUGACAGUCAAAGUUAAGGAUGGUUCUGGCUUUAAGACAUCAUUUGGUGAUUAAGUAAGCCUAGUAGAACUUUCUAAAUUUAUUUAGCCUUUUAAUGAGGGUGGUAGAUACUACUUUUAAGUGCAACUAAACCAAGGCAAUUUAGUUAAGAUUGGGGUUUCGCGAAAAGACAUACUAAGUGAUUCGGCCUUUUCAGAUACUUCCACUGGAUGGGCAAUAUACAAUGGAGAGCUCAGGCAUAACAGCAACUCAAGUGGCCCAAAAUAUGGGUCUUCAAUUCAAGCUGGGGAUGUGAUUGGGGGAACACUUAGCUUCAGCAAAAAUGGAAGAAACUGGGGAGUAGCCUUUAAAGAUGAGGAACUCAAGAAAGGUACACUAUUUCCAGCUGUAGCUCCGAUAUACAGUGGAGAUUCAUACAGUAUAAGAAGACCAACUCCUGAAGAUUGA
This is a messenger RNA of Stylonychia lemnae, 591 nucleotides long. The record is from the annotation of a GenBank genome assembly. Lineage: Eukaryota; Ciliophora; Spirotrichea; Sporadotrichida; Oxytrichidae.